This is a messenger RNA of Halichondria panicea, 2092 nucleotides long. RefSeq names its product retinoic acid receptor RXR-alpha-A-like. The record is from RefSeq and is a predicted model, not a curated record. Gene Ontology annotation, biological process: cell differentiation; anatomical structure development; regulation of transcription by RNA polymerase II. NCBI's taxonomy places the organism in Eukaryota, Metazoa, Porifera, Demospongiae, Suberitida, Halichondriidae. The transcript is spliced from 3 exons. Gene Ontology annotation, molecular function: nuclear steroid receptor activity; zinc ion binding; estrogen response element binding. Bases 190 to 1854 code for a protein of 554 amino acids. Gene Ontology annotation, cellular component: nucleus; chromatin.
UACAAUAAUAGGCCACAGACACUUAUAGGUAUUCAUUGACAGUUGUGUAUUGUGAUGUCAUAUGUCGUCAUACAACUAGUUUGAUAAAAAUCAAGUUUAAAGCAGUUUCCUUCAUUCAAGCUUCUUCUAGAACUUGCCAAAACCACCGUUGUCUAUAUAGCUAUUGUCUGCAUUCAGCUUCGCAACAAGAUGUGUUACAGUGUAGUAUCUAUGAUCAGCCAAGGCACUGAGUCUACAGCUUCUGCUGAUGCUAUUGCAAUGACAAUGAACUCCAGCCCCCUGACUAACACUAACACAAGUGGAUACUCGAGCUAUUCAAGCCCUGCAGAUUCACCAGAGCAGUCACCAAUCUAUGAUCAGCUUCUUGACAUGGACUUGGGAUAUGAUGCUCCCAUGCAAAAUGGUUACUCUGUUCCGACUGCCGUACCUCACCCUGACAGCCCUCACUCCUACGGUGGCUCUCCAGGCUACCCUCCUCAACACUUCAACCCAAACUCUCAAAAUCUAAUGUACUCCUCCGGCUCUCCUCAUUGCCCGGCACCCUACAAUGCCGGGGCUCCAUACAAUAACUCUGCUCCCUAUGGAGUACAUGGCUCAAACUUUUCCUAUUUUAACUAUCCACAGGGUGUUGAAGGCCUGUCCCCAAAUUCCCAGAACCUUGGCCUACAGCAAAUGUGCAAAAUCUGUGGAGACACUGCCUCUGGGAACCACUUUGGUGUGCAGAGCUGUGAAGCUUGCAAGAGUUUCUUCCGUAGGAGUGUUCGAGCCACUGCCCGAUAUGCUUGUCGUGGAAGUCGAAACUGUGCCAUUGAGAAAAACACGAGGAAUCGCUGCCAGUAUUGCCGACUUCAGAAAUGCACAGCAAACGGCAUGAGGAAGGAAGCUGUUCAAGAGGAGCGUACGCCUCAAGGGGCUAAGCUGCAACGUGCUACUACGCCCACUCCUCUGGGUUUCCCCAACCUUAACUUCAUUCCUCCAUCAAUUCCAUACUUUCCUCAGUCUUUUGACUCUCCGACUAGCCCUGUCCCUCGUAUGCUCUCGCACACGGCCAGUCGAAUGUACGGCUCUCUUCCCAAUCUCAAGAUGGAGUUCGAUCGUUCCCCCAUGUCCACGCCCACUUCCCUCUCCUCCUCCCAGCAGCGAUUGUUCACCCCACCCUCUCUUGAUACCUCUAGCUCGCACGUGUCAGUGUCAGUUCUGGUCAAUGCUGAUAUGCAGUCUGAGCAAGCCGAGCCCGUUAAAACAACAGCUUCUAAUAUCAAACUGGAGGAUCUCUUUGAAGGGCUGAAAACGUCUCUUUUGAAGGUGAUUGAAUGGGCCAAGCGUAUCCCUGCUUUUGUGAGUCUUAGCCUGGACGAUCAAGUGAAGCUCCUCAAGUCAAGCUGGUGUGAGCACUGUACUCUCAAGUUGGCUGCUCAGAAUGGACCCAAAGCCGAAUGUGUCCUCCUAGCCAAUGGCGUUUCCUGUAACAGAGACCAGAUCGAAGAUCCGGAAGUCCGUCGCGUCAUUAACAGGGUCUUCAACGAGCUUGCCUAUUGGUUGGAUUAUCUGAAUGUGGACCGAGUGGAGUUGGCCUGUCUUAAAGGCAUCCUGCUCUUUAACCCAGAUGCCAAAGGUUUGAGCCCUGCCCCCAAGAAACGUGUUGAGAUAUUCCAGGAGCAGAUUCUACAGUCGCUGGAGACACGCACCAAGACCAUGUACCCUGUCUCCCCCCAGAGGUUCUCUAAACUCCUGCUCAGAUUGGCCCCCCUCAAGGCCAUCAGUCUCGAGGUCAUGCAGCACAUGGAGGUGCAGAGGGCGCUCGGGAACACCAAAAUGGACAAUUUGUUUGGAGAACUUUUAGAUUUUGAGUGAACACUAUUACGGUUGUUUCUAAAACACUGUUGUUGUUGGUUUUUUGUUUCUGUAUUAUAUUGUGAGUUAAUAAUUAUUAUAGCAGUCAUGUGUUGAUAGGCCUAGAGCUUAUAGUAUCAUCCCUCUUUUUUGUAUACAUGGUCUCUUUCUGUGCACAUGCUUCUGUACUGUAGUCACACAUAAUUAUGCUUAAUGUUUGUAAUGCUGUGCUUCUAAAUUACCUUAUGUGAAUUACAAA